GCAAAAUCAAUACUGAGCCAUUGUAUUCUAUAAUGGCUUCCCUUAUUCCAGCUGCUCCUAUUGAUCAUGAAAUUAAACCGUGUCCAACAUCAAUGCUCCAACAAACUGUCCUAGAUAUUGAAGCCCCAUUGGAGGACAAUGAGAAGAAAGAGAAGGGAAUCUGCUUGACUUGGAAGGAUCUAUGGGUGAGUGCCUCCAUGGGAAAGCAUGGAAGCAAACCAAUUCUUCAGGGUCUAACUGGUUAUGCCAAGCCAGGGAAGCUCUUGGCUAUCAUGGGACCCUCUGGUUGUGGAAAAUCUACACUUCUUGAUGCUUUAGCAGGUAGAUUAAGCUCAAACAUAAAACAAACAGGGGAGAUUCUGAUCAAUGGUAACAAACAAGCACUGGCAUAUGGAACCUCGACAUAUGUCACACAAGAUGAAAUCUUAAUGACAACCUUAACAGUUAGAGAAGCAGUGCAUUAUUCAGCUCAACUUCAAUUGCCUGAUACCAUGUCCAAGGAAGAGAAGAAAGAGAGAGCAGACUUCACAAUCAGAGAAAUGGGUCUGCAAGAUGCCAUUAACACAAGAAUUGGAGGUUGGGGAAUUAAAUUUUGUGACUGUUUUUUUGCUUCAAAUGGUUUUCCUUGUCCUACCCUCCAGAAUCCAUCUGAUCAUUUACUUAAAACUAUAAACAAGGAUUUUGAGCAGGACAUUGAGGUGGGUUUAGCUGGGACUAGAACAAUACCCACAACAGAAGCAAUCGAUAUCCUUCUGAGCUCAUAUAAAUCAUCUAAAUGGAACCAAGAAGUUCAGAAUGAAGUAGCAAUACUAUCGGAAAAGGAUACCAAUCCAACAUACAAGAGGAGAGAGCAUGUUGGCUUCCUUAAUCAAUGCUUAGUUCUUACCAAAAGAUCAUCUGUCAACAUGUUUCGCGAUAUAGGCUAUUACUGGUUCCGCCUUGUCGUAUAUAUUGCAUUGGGUUUAAGUAUAGCCACUGUCUUCUAUGAUCUUGGUACAACAAAUGGUUCAAUUAAGGAUAGAGUUUCACUCAUCAUGUUCGUGUCUUCAUUCAUAACUUUGAUGACCAUUGGUGGAUUCCCUUCCUUUGUGGAAGACAUGAAGGUAUUUGAACGUGAAAGACUAAAUGGGCAUUAUGGUGUUACUGCAUAUGUAAUUGGGAACACCUUUUCAUCUAUUCCAUACUUUUUGCUGAUUACAAUAAUUCCUGGAGUUAUAACUUAUUACCCUCCUGGUCUUCGAAAAGGAUAUGAGCACUUUCUGUAUUUUUUUUUUGUUCUGUUUUCUUGUCUAAUGAUAGUAGAGAGCCUUAUGAUGACAGUUGCAAGCAUUGUUCCAAACUUUCUAAUGGGUAUCAUAACUGAUUCUGGAAUUCAAGGAAUCAUGAUCUUAGGUGGAGGGUUCUUCAGAUUGCCAAAUGAUCUUCCUAAGCCAUUUUGGAGAUAUCCAUUGCACUAUGUUGCCUUUCAUAGGUAUGCAUACCAAGGAAUGUUCAAAAACGAGUUUAAAGGACUAAAAUUUGCUACAAAUACUGAAAUUGGUGAUGGUGGCUCAUCAUCUAAUUACAUUAGUGGUGAAGAGAUUCUGAGAAAUGCAUAUCAAGUGAAUAUGAGUUACUCAAAAUGGGUUGAUCUUGGAAUCUUGCUGGCCAUGAUUGUUCUGUUUCGAGUGCUAUUUUUGGUGAUAAUCAAAGCCACUGAGUAGGUAAAACCCAUUGUUGUAUCAUCCUUGUCAGCGCCUCCCAAGCAAUCGAUUCAGAUCAUGGAGAACCCAAAUGCAACUCCUUGAAUGUUUAGUUUGGUCUACAUAACUUCCACAAGAUAAGGUAAAACCCUAGGUCAAGUAUUGUAAUUUGUAUCGGCUAUGAUGCUUAGAUUAUAAUGAUGUAAUUGAAGUGUAAUAAAAUAAUAAGGGUGAUGAAUAUAUCACUUUGUGGUGGUUUACCCACACAAAA
This is a messenger RNA of Lotus japonicus, 1953 nucleotides long. RefSeq names its product ABC transporter G family member 1-like. Bases 33 to 1703 code for a protein of 556 amino acids. The record is from RefSeq and is a predicted model, not a curated record. Lineage: Eukaryota; Viridiplantae; Streptophyta; Magnoliopsida; Fabales; Fabaceae. Gene Ontology annotation, molecular function: ABC-type transporter activity; ATP binding; ATP hydrolysis activity. Gene Ontology annotation, cellular component: membrane. The transcript is spliced from 8 exons.